AUGAGCUCGGGAAAUAGCUGCGACAGUCUCAGUGACUCACCUAUCCCAACAAGAGUAGGACCAACAACACCCAGAAGAGGACCCCCUAAAUUCAAACAGACAAUGACUAGACAAUUCAAAAGCAAACCUCCCAAGAAGGGAGUCAAAGGAUUUGGUGAUGAGAUCCCAGGAAUGGAGGGUCUUGGCACUGACAUCACUGUGGUGUGUCCAUGGGAAGCGUUUAGCCAUCUGGAGUUGCACGAGCUCACCCAGUAUGGUAUUAUUUGAGACGGAAUACAGGAAGAUGUGUCACCUGGACUUGUUUAGUAGACUAGCUCCACCUCUGGAUCCCAAAUUAGGGGUGCUGCAAAUGGACACCAUUGCCUUUAUACUCUGAUGCAAACAGCUGAGUUAUAGAUGCUAACCCACCUGCCUAUGAAUGCAUGAUUCAUUUAGUGGCUAUUCAGAUGCAGAAGGAAAUAGGUUUAUGAUGUUUUGGAUGAUAGAAAGGUGACAGCCCAGAAUAACAAUUUGGAAUUUCUUUCCAAUCUGUUUAUUUUCUACUGUACAUAACCAAAAUACAAUACAGUGGUACAAUCUGUGGCACCACCUGUUUUUAUUUGUGCUAGUUCUAUAUUUUGUAAAAAAAUUUCAGUAGGUGCUCUCUGAGAGGAAAUGCCUUAUAAGUUAUUGGCUGUUCACAUCACUUCAUCUGGCGUAUGGUAUCAGUUUUUUAGACCAUUGUUGUUGUUAGCAAAUUUAGUUUUCAUGUUUGGCUUAAUUUAAAACACAAAACCUUAUCGUAUCAUAUUUGAAGCAUGAACAAGAAAUGUGGAAAUUAAGCAUGGAAA
Messenger RNA from Rhinichthys klamathensis goyatoka, 830 nucleotides. Its product is annotated as retinal cone rhodopsin-sensitive cGMP 3',5'-cyclic phosphodiesterase subunit gamma. Gene Ontology annotation, cellular component: photoreceptor outer segment membrane. The record is from RefSeq and is a predicted model, not a curated record. Gene Ontology annotation, biological process: positive regulation of epidermal growth factor receptor signaling pathway; visual perception; positive regulation of G protein-coupled receptor signaling pathway. Lineage: Eukaryota; Metazoa; Chordata; Actinopteri; Cypriniformes; Leuciscidae. The coding region runs from base 1 to 267 and encodes 88 amino acids. Gene Ontology annotation, molecular function: cGMP binding; 3',5'-cyclic-nucleotide phosphodiesterase activity. The transcript is spliced from 3 exons.